Molecule: messenger RNA, 561 nt
Organism: Symbiodinium natans
Lineage: Eukaryota; Dinophyceae; Suessiales; Symbiodiniaceae
Source: the annotation of a GenBank genome assembly
AUGGGCCGCUACACUUUCGGCCGACUGCACCUCCUCUUGCGAGGCUCCCCGGAGUAUGAGCCUGCUGCCGUAUCUCCGCACGCUUCGCUGGCACCCUUAGUGUACAAGCACUUCGAACUCCAGGACAUUGCUGGUCGACGUGUCUUCCUUUCAGAGGCACAGCUGGUGAUCGCCGACCCUUUUGCUGAGACUCAGCAGUGGCACAUGGAUGCCGCGACGGGACGAGGACUCUCGGUCUUCCUUCCGCUAAGCCACGUGGCCCCGGACCGGGGUCCUCAAGAGGUGCUGCCAGGCUUCCGCAGCCUCUGUGCCACGCACGGGGCGGUGCAGUCGGUGGCCGGAGAGCAGGUUUGGUCAGCAGGGGAUGCUCUCGUCAUGGACGCUGGCCUCCUGCACCGAGGCCUGCCGAACGACAGCUUGGGUGCCCCGGUGCCCAUGCUGGUCUUGAGAUACGACUUGGUGGACAAGCCUCCCCCAGGUUGUCGACGAAGUUGGCUCCUGACCAUGAGCCAAGUUGGGAGGAGCUUGUCGUCCGUUUUCCGGCUUUACGCUUGGAUGUAG